AUGUGUGCAACAAAUAUUCCGAAUGUUUUCAGGGAAUUGAAAAAACUUAAGGACUUUAAGUUGAAAUUACACGUUGACGAGACUGUCACACCCGUAGCUCAACGAAUGUAUGGUGUUCCGUAUAGUUUACGUGAAAAGGUGACCAAGAAAAUUGAGGAGUUAGAAAGCUUGGACAUAAUUGAACCUGUAUAUUCUCCCAGUCAGUGGAUUAGCCCUGUUAGUGUUGUUCCAAAACCCGACUCUGAUAUUGAGCUGGAUAGCGAGUCACGUGACAUUACAACUUUUGUUACACAUGCUGGAUUAUAUCGAUACAAACGGUUGAUGUUCGGAAUAAACGCAGCACCGGAAUUGUAUCAGCACAUUAUUUCUCAGAUUUUCCAUGACAUCGAGGGGGUUGAGAGUAUAUCGGACGACAUUGUCGUGCAUGGUACUACAAAAGAGGAGCAUGAUCAGAGUGCUCGUUACAUACCAGAUCUCGCUACGAUAUCAGAACCGUUACGGAAGCUCGUGAGGAAAAGCGUUACGUUUGUUUGGGGACGUAAACAACAUGAGAGCUUUGAAAAGCUAAAGGACUGUUUAGCAAAUGCUAGUGUGCUAGGUCAUUUCAGUCUAAACGCCAAGAAGACAACCGUCGUUACGGACGCUAACAAUGUUGGAUUAGCGGCUAUUUUAAUCCAAGAGGAUUCUUCUGGCCAGUCGAAAGUGAUCAGUUAUGCUAGCAGGUCACUGUCAGACGUGGAGCGUAGAUACCCCACUACCGAAAAAGAGGCAUUAGCAGUCGUGUGGGGUUGUGACAAAUUUAAGCUGUAUCUAGUAGGAAUUCCGUUUGAUUUAGUGACCGAUCCUAAGCCAUUGGAAGCAAUAUAUGGACCAAAAUCUAAGCCGAAUGCCAGGAUUGAGAGAUGGAUUAUGAAAUUAAUGCCGUACAGUCCGGUAUGA
Messenger RNA from Ylistrum balloti, 939 nucleotides. RefSeq lists its product as uncharacterized. The transcript has 3 exons. The coding region runs from base 1 to 939 and encodes 312 amino acids. The record is from RefSeq and is a predicted model, not a curated record. Lineage: Eukaryota; Metazoa; Mollusca; Bivalvia; Pectinida; Pectinidae.